This is a messenger RNA of Salvia splendens (bonfire salvia), 2786 nucleotides long. Its product is annotated as ubiquitin-like domain-containing protein CIP73. Bases 520 to 2478 code for a protein of 652 amino acids. The transcript is spliced from 17 exons. Gene Ontology annotation, molecular function: misfolded protein binding; polyubiquitin modification-dependent protein binding. Gene Ontology annotation, cellular component: BAT3 complex. Gene Ontology annotation, biological process: ERAD pathway. The record is from RefSeq and is a predicted model, not a curated record. Lineage: Eukaryota; Viridiplantae; Streptophyta; Magnoliopsida; Lamiales; Lamiaceae.
GAAAAUAAUUAGUAGGACAAGAAAAUAGUGAAGAUUGAAGAAACCACAAUUUUUGCACCCUGCCCCUUUCCAUCUCUCUAUCUCCGCUGCUGACUGUGAUUGCUCUGUUUCUCUCUCACUUGGAUUUUUUUAUCAAUCUUUUCCUUUCUAAGAAUCGCUCUUCUCGAUCGAUCAGUGCCAGUGUUCAGAAAAGAGCCCUUUUUUGUCACUUGAAGGCUUCGUGGGCUUAGUGUUUUUGGAAAAAGAAACAAAAACAAGGGUUUGCGAUCACUUGGAUUUGUGGGUUUAAGUUUACUUCAAAAAAAUUUAUUCUGAAAUUGAUCCCGACUUGUAACUUUCAUCAUAUCUUGCAUAGUCUUGGAGCUCCGUGACUGUCAUUUUUGUGGUCAAUGGCAGAGCUUGCUACAUCGCCUGUUUGUCGGAACUGUUAUAUGUUUAUGGUCAUUAUUGCAUCCUAAGAAUGCACACAUCUGUCUUGAUUGCUAAUGGUGUCUUGUGAUCCUUGGGAUCUCGAGUAAGAUGGGAAGUAAUGGUGGAGAGCACAUAAAGAUUUCUGGACCAGAUGCAGCUGAAUGUUCUCAAACCACUGUUCAGAUCAAGAUCAAGACAUUGGAUUCUCAAACUUACAAUCUGCGGGUGGAUAAAUGUGUGCCUGUUCCAGAACUGAAGGAACAGAUUGCUUCUGUAACUGGUGUCCUGUCAGAGCAACAACGCCUUAUAUGUCGAGGAAAAGUUUUGAAGGAUGAUCAACUCCUCUCAGCUUACCAUGUGGAAGAUGGGCACACUCUGCAUCUUGUUGUGAGACAACCCAUUGCUACCUCAGUAGAGCAGUCAGAUCAGCCAGCAACUGAUCCAACAUCAAGUACAGGGCAAAACACAAGUGGUCAGGUAAGCCCUGGUAUGGUGGUUGGAACCUUUAAUAUAUCAGAGCAGGGAGAUGGAGCUUUUCCUGAUCUAAAUCGGAUCGUUUCUGCUGUACUUAAUUCUUUUGGUGUUACAAGAUUUGGAAGCGGAGCUGAAGGGAUUGAUUUAAAUCAACCUCCAUCGGAACGUCAACCAACUGCACCUGGGCUCAGUGGUACCAGAAAUUCUUUUAGACCGCCAACUGACCAAGCAGCUUCAGUUUCUGUUCCUGUGGAACCUCUGCAGCCACUGGUUAUACCUGAUUCAUUGACUACUUUGUUACAGUACUUGAGCCAUUUGAGACAAGAAUUUUCUGCAUACGGCCAACGUUCAAAUGCCCAAAAUGGGAUUGAUGGGCAAGAGUCAGAAUCUGCUGUGCAUUCUAGUGAGCCAAGAGGGCUUCUGAAUCCCGAGUCAUUGUCAGAGGUGAUGUCAUCUUCCAGAGAGCUUCUUCUUGAACAUGCCACUGAGUGCCUGUCGCAACUUUCAGGACAGCUUGAAUCUCAGUCAAGUGUAACGGAUUCAUUGGAGCGGUCAAGAAUUCAAUCUAGUGUUAUAAGAUCAGGAGCUCUUUUUCAAAAUUUGGGUGCUUUGAUGCUAGAGCUUGGUAGGGCCAUGAUGACCCUGCGGAUGGGUCAAUCACCGGCUGAUGCAUUGGUUAAUGCUGGACCGUCGGUCUUCAUAUCUUCAACUGGGCCCAAUCCUAUCAUGGUUCAGCCUCUGCCUUUCCAACCAGGGGCGAGUUUUGGUUCAGUUCCUGUGGGUACUGUUCAGCAUGGCUCUGGUGUAGCUGGAAGCUCUUCUGCUUCAGGUUUCCUGCCCAGAAAUAUUGACAUCAGAAUACGAGCAGGUUCAUUAUUUCCUCGAAGAGAGCCUACUGCUUCGCCGUCUCAAGGGCAAACUGGUACACCAUCACCCAAUAGCACAAGUCCCAGUCAGCAACAAGAUGCCGCGACAGCUGAACCAAACUCGCGCAAUAGGGAACCACAACUGAGGGCAAUUCCCCUUAGAACUGUAGUGGCUGCAGUACCGGCCCCUGUUGGUCGUAGUGCAGAUUCAUCUCGUGGUUCAGUAGGGAUCCUGUAUCCAGUUAUGGCUAGAGUGCAGCAUCAAUCUUCAGGAAGCUCAAAUAAUGCAAGAACUUCUCAAGCAUCAGAUCUAAAUCAUGCUGCUGAACAGCCUGAUUCUUCAACACAACAGCAACAUGUUCCAAUCCUUGGAGGAAAUGGGAGCAGCAAUUUACCUUCUGAAGCACUUAAUGAUCAUGAAUUUUCAGGACUCGAGCAACUGCUAAGUAGUAUAUUUCCAGGGGGUCAGAUCCUCAGUGAAAGUACCGAGCUCCCUCAUUCAGCAUCUGAAGCAGCUCACAAUUCUGAGGCUGUGAGUGAAGAAGGGGUAAUUUUAUCUAAUAUUCUACGCCAGAUAAUGCCAAUGCUCUCUGAUAACAUGACCGCAUCCACUGAAGGAGCAAAUGCAGAUGAAGCGCAGGGAGAUGGCAACAGUGAUCAGGGAUCUUCUCGUCGCAGGAGAGGCUCUGAGUCACAAGAAAAUAAAAAACGUCAGAGGAGGGAGUAGUGGAAGAAGUCAAGAAGAGACCGUUAUUUGAUGGCGCUGAGGUUGACUGGCAGUGGCAGCUAAUGAUAAGAGAGUCAAACAGAGACGUACAUAAUUUCCUUGGUCUUCUUUUUUUAUGAAUAUCAAUUUUCUAUUAUUGGGUGAUCUUCCUCGACUUUAUUAAGUAAUGUUAUUCUUUAUUCAUUAAGUUAGAGAGAGAGGGCAUGGAGAAGUGAUAGUGUACAAGCAUAACACUAAAUGUUACAAUCUUGUAUUUAUUGUCUUUUCCUAAAUUUUACUUCAGUAAUGACAUGCAAACAUUGCAUUAA